This is a messenger RNA of Sciurus carolinensis (gray squirrel), 2283 nucleotides long. Its product is annotated as cysteine-rich secretory protein 3-like. Bases 12 to 785 code for a protein of 257 amino acids. Gene Ontology annotation, cellular component: extracellular region. NCBI's taxonomy places the organism in Eukaryota, Metazoa, Chordata, Mammalia, Rodentia, Sciuridae. The record is from RefSeq and is a predicted model, not a curated record. The transcript has 8 exons.
UUGUAGAACAGAUGAAACAAGUAUUUCAUCCUGCUCUGAGAAUCAACGCGAUGACAUCAUUCCCAGUGCUGCUGUUCCUGGCUGCUGUGCUGCAUUCAGCCUUUCCUGAAUAUGGGGAUGAGAAUCAAGAGUUGAAUGCUUUGUUAACCACUCGAGAGGAAGUUCAAAAGGAGAUUAUAAAUAAACACAAUGAACUAAGAAAAUCAGUCUCUCCCACCGCCAGCAACAUGCUAAAAAUGGAAUGGAGUGAACAUGCUGCAGUCAAUGCCCAAAAUUGGGCCAACCGAUGCUAUUACAGACACAGCUCCCCAGGGGAUCGAACAACCAAUACAAGCUGUGGUGAGAAUCUCUUUAUGUCAACCCACCCCAUUUCAUGGUCAAAAGUAAUCCAAACCUGGUAUGAUGAGAACAAGGAUUUUAUCUAUGAUGUGGGGAAAACAACACCCUUUGCAGUAGUUGGACACUAUACUCAGGUGGUUUGGUACUCGUCUUUCCAUAUUGGAUGUGGGUUUGCCCUCUGCACUAACGAAAUGUUAAAACACUUCAUGGUUUGCCAGUAUUGUCCAGCUGGUAAUCAUCUUAAUAGAAUAUAUGCCCCUUAUGACAAAGGAGAACCUUGUGGCAGUUGUCCUGGUCAUUGUGAUGAUGGACUGUGCACCAAUGGUUGUGAUUAUGAAGAUGGUUUCGCUAACUGUGGAGACCUGAAAAAUGUACUAACCUGUGAAAAUACACAGAUCAACGACAGUUGCAAGGCCUCCUGCAAUUGCGAGAACAAAAUUUAUUAAGUUCUCAAUGCUCAUGAGAAAGGGGAUCAGGAAAAUUUGGGGCAGGUUAGCUGCGAAUUUUAUUCCAAACAGUAAAGAAUCCUUUUCAUUUGGAUCUGCUUCUUAUUUUACAGAAGUCUUACUCAUGCAGAUGAUUAAAAAGAAAAAUUCAUGGUAGCAACUUUUGAUUUUGAUAUACAAAUUUUUAAAAUUAAAUUUAACGAAUUUAAUCUAGUUGGGGAUUCUGAAAGUUGUAUUUUCCUAUGACUAAAGUUACUAAAAUUCUGUAUUAAAAUUGAGAACUAUGUUCCCAGAAAACAAUGUACUCAAAAACAGAAUGUGAUUGUCAUCAUCACAUGAAUCCUGGGCUCCCCCUACCUAAGUAUCUCCAUAGAAGUAUCCACAUAUACUGUUUUUAACUCCUCCUCACUAAUUUACUCUUCUUCCCACUAAUCUGGAUCUCAUUCUCAUAAUUACAUUAAAACUGUUAUCCUCAGGUAAGUGACUUUCAUUUUUGCCAAAAUCUUGAUUCUUCUUUUUCAUAAAUUUUAUAGUAGAAGAUGUCACACUUUCCUUUCUAAAUCUCUCUUCUCUUAGACAAGUCUUCCUUUAAAAAGAAUUCAAAAUCCUUUAUGCAUACAAUCUCCCCUCAAGAAGUUAGAACUUUGUCCCUUUCCUUUUUGAGUCUGUACUGAAUUCAUUGAUUCACUUUCUAAGACUAGACAAUGGAAAGGGAAUAAUACUCACUUUACAAUGGAUAAAUCUAGCAAAUGUCAUCCCACCCAAGUGACCUGAACUCCAAACUCUUUUGUUGAUAUUUCAAAUGAAGUAUUCUCUCUUGAAACACUUUCAAAAUAUAAUUUUUAGAAUAGAAAAAAAUUUAUUCAGAAUAACUACUUUAACAAUUUGAACUAUGAAGAGGAAACAAAAUGAAAGUUAAUCUUAGCAACAUGUUAAUCCUCUCCAAGAAUUAGUUUGAACUUAUGAGUAUUUUUUAAUAAAGUAAUAUUAUAAUACUUAUAAUGUCUUUGUAAUGACAUUGCAAUAACAUUAAAGUUCUAACACUUACAGCAUGAAUUUGUCACAUUUAGUACUUAUCUAAAUUAAUAACCAGUAGCAGAGAUCUGUGGGUAUUGGGCAUGGAUGUAUCCUAAAGAAAUUGUUUAUUCAUAAUUUGGAUAACAAUCAUUUAAUUUUGGGUAUAUCAGCAUGAGUUCUUUGUAUUUUCUCAAAUAAUAGAUUAUAAAAACAAAAUAUGAAGAUAGUAAAUUUUAUCUGAAAUUUAUAUAAUGGCUCUCUAUUAGAAAGAAAACUGAGCAGAUGGAAAGAAAAGUAGAAAAACAUGCAAAAAUAUAUACUUUAAAAUAUAUGCAUUGUCUCUUCUAUACAUAAUAUUACUGUGUGGAUUAUCUGUUUUUCAACUAAUACUGCACUGUGUAAAAAUUAUAUAGCAAUCCCUAGUUUACCUUUACUGGCCAUUUUUUAGAAUGCAACUUAGUAUUUUGCUGCUGUAAUCAAU